AUGACCAUUUUCCGCCCUCAUCUCCGGUUUCUCUUCAAACCACACUUCCUCUACUUCCAAUCUCCCGCCGGACAGUCCAGCAGACCGUUUUCCACCUCUCAGAUACUCCGCACUGCUCUCGAUAUGCCGCCACCACCAGUUGACACGACCCAGCGUCUCGCAAAGCUGCGAGAGCUGAUGGCUCAGAACAAGGUCGAUGUAUAUAGUAUGCAAUUCAGAUACACCAUCAAAGCUCCCUUGAUAAUAACAGUCGUAUACUCAUUCUUCUUUUUUCUACUCCUCGCCUUAAAGUUGUGCCUUCGGAAGACAGCCAUCAGUCAGAGUACAUUGCUCCAUGUGAUGGGCGUCGAGACGCUUAUACGUAUCACUGCAGCUUUCAUAUCCAGCUUCACUGGCUCGGCAGGAUGUGCCAUCGUCUCUAUGAGUAAAGCUGCUUUGUCUACGGACGGCAGAUACUUCAGCCAAGCUGCAAAGCAGCUCGAUUCCAACUGGACCCUGUUGAAGCGAGGCGUCGAGGGUGUCCCAACCUGGGAAGAAUGGACUGCUGAGCAGGCCGAGAAUGGCAAGGUUGUCGGUGUUGACCCGUCACUUAUCACGGCCGGUGAGAAUCUACAUUAUACACCUCUUACAAGUGUCGUCGUGACUAACUGUAGUUAUGUUAUAGCGGACGCACGAAAGCUUUCUCAAACGUUGAAGACCACCGGAGGCUCCUUGGUUGGAAUCGAUCAAAACCUGAUCGAUGCCGUCUGGGGAAAUGAACGCCCUGCACGACCUGCCAACCAAAUUACCGUACAGCCUGUCGAGCGCGCAGGAAAGCCAUUCGAGGAGAAAGUGGAAGACCUGCGAAAGGAAUUGGCUGCGAAGAAGAGGUCUGCUAUGGUUAUUUCCACCUUGGAUGAGAUUGCAUGGCUCUUCAACCUCCGUGGAAGCGAUAUUCCAUAUAACCCCGUCUUCUUCUCGUACGCAAUUGUGACACCCUCAGUUGCAGAACUCUAUGUCGACGAGAGCAAGCUAUCCCCAGAAGCCAGAAAGCAUCUCGAAGGCAAGGUCGUGCUCAAACCAUACGACUCCAUCUUCCAAGCUUCCAAAGUCCUCGCCGAAUCCAAGGCAUCAGCUAGCAGCGGUUCCUCUGGAAAAUUCCUAUUGUCUAACAAGGCUUCCUGGUCUUUGAGCCUCGCCCUUGGUGGAGAGCAGAACGUCGUUGAGGUUCGAAGUCCUAUCACUGACGCCAAGGCCAUCAAGAACGAAGUUGAACUGGAAGGCUUCAGAAAAUGUCAUAUCCGUGACGGCGCAGCUCUGAUCGAGUACUUCGCCUGGCUUGAAAAUGCAUUGAUCAAAGAAGGUGCCCAGCUGGACGAAGUAGAUGGGGCAGACAAACUCUUUGAGAUCCGCAAGAAGUAUGACCUCUUUGUCGGCAACUCCUUCGACACCAUCUCUUCUACCGGUGCCAACGGUGCUACCAUUCACUACAAGCCCGAGAAGUCAACUUGCGCUGUCAUUGACCCGAAAGCUAUGUACCUGUGUGACUCUGGUGGCCAAUACCUUGAUGGUACCACUGAUACGACCCGAACUCUCCACUUUGGAGAACCCACAGAGUUCCAGAAGAAGGCUUAUGCACUUGUUCUAAAGGGACAUAUCAGUAUUGACAACGCCAUUUUCCCCAAGGGAACCACCGGAUACGCCAUUGACUCCUUUGCUCGACAGCAUUUGUGGAAGGAGGGUCUAGAUUACCUCCACGGCACCGGUCAUGGUGUUGGCUCGUUUUUGUACGCUGAAGUCCCUCUCUCUGCUAGCAACGUUCUUUCCAACGACCUUGUAAUCUGCAAGGAAGUCCAGACUGCACACAAAUUCGGUGACAAGCCUUUCCUCGGAUUUGAGUCCAUCACUCUGGUACCUUUCUGCCAGAAACUCCUUGAUGCUUCUCUCCUAACUGAAGCCGAGAGGAAGUGGGUGAACGAUUACCAUGCGAGAGUCUGGGAGAAGACCAGUCCCUUCUUCGAGAAGGACGAGUUGACAACCGCCUGGCUAAAGCGCGAGACCCAACCUAUUUAA
Messenger RNA from Trichophyton verrucosum HKI 0517, 2052 nucleotides. RefSeq lists its product as uncharacterized. Lineage: Eukaryota; Fungi; Ascomycota; Eurotiomycetes; Onygenales; Arthrodermataceae. The record is from RefSeq and is a predicted model, not a curated record. Gene Ontology annotation, molecular function: metalloaminopeptidase activity. The coding region runs from base 1 to 2052 and encodes 683 amino acids. The transcript is spliced from 7 exons.